AUGGAAGUGACUGGUUCGAAAGGUGUACAUGCUCCGUAUGCUCCUGCAGCGUGGGCAGCAGACCAGGAGCUGCGCCGCCUGAAAGCAAAGCUGAGGAGACUUGAGCAAGAGCUGCGGGAUCUGGGAGGGGCCACGGAAGAUGCACCCAGCGCGCCAGCCUUUGCGGCUGGGCAAGAGUCGGGCAGCACGACCGACUGGGUGUCCAUGCCUAAGAGCCGGUCGCUGAUAGCGACACUUUUACUGAGGGGUGGGGUGGAAAGCAACCCUGGGCCCACUUCGCAGGAGGAGAAAGAGCUGGCUUGGAAGAAGAGCUGGCAGGAUUUCGAUCCUGACAUUGACCCCGACCUGCUAGACUACCUGGCAAAGGAGCAGCUCUCCUUGGCACGCUGGAGAGGGACGCCCAAAGACGACCGCCCUGCGCUUCUGAGUGGCUUGCAGAAAGAAUACCCAGGGCCAGGGAAGUGGCUGAACGGCUGGACUGCGAUCCUCAAUAGUGCUGCAGCGUGGGCAGCAGACCAGGAGCUGCGCCGCCUGAAAGCAAAGCUGAGGAGACUUGAGCAAGAGCUGCGGGAUCUGGGAGGGGCCGCGGAAGAUGCACCGAGCGCGCCAGCCUUUGCAGCCGGGCAAGAGUCGGGUAGUACGACGGACUGGGUGUCGAUGCCCAAGAGCCGGUCGCUGAUUGCGACACUUCUGCUGAGGGGUGGGGUGGAAAGCAACCCUGGGCCCACUUCGCAGGAGGAAAAAGAAGUGGCCUUGAAGAAGGGGUGGCAGGCUGUCGAUUCCGAUAUUGACUCGGACUUGCUGGAACACCUGGCAAAUCAGCAGCUGACCGUGGACCGCUGGAGAGGGAUGAGCGAUGACGGCCGCUCGAAGCUUCUAGACCGACUUGAACGGGGGUACCCAGGGCCAGGGAACUGGUUGUUGGGCUGGAAUGCUAUCUUCGACAAAGCUGCAGGUAAGCAGCCCCCUCUAUCAGACGAGUAG
Messenger RNA from Klebsormidium nitens, 984 nucleotides. Lineage: Eukaryota; Viridiplantae; Streptophyta; Klebsormidiophyceae; Klebsormidiales; Klebsormidiaceae. The record is from the annotation of a GenBank genome assembly.